GUCUCUAGCAAAGAAAAAAAAUAAUUGUAUUUUAAAGUCUGGUCCAGCAUGAAGUCACCACUUUUUCUUUUCUCUGAGCCCUGCUGAGUCUAGUCAUAACUCGAUUUCUGGUGACUAAUAGAAGAGCUGGGACACUAUUGUUUCUUUUGGCUUCUUGAGCAACUCUCUCCCGUUACCUCCCCUCAGCUGGGGAGACCUAAAGCCAUAAGAUGUGCUGGAGCUGAGGAGAGGCCGAAGCGCAAAUUGCUCUGUUGUGUCAGCCCUUGGCUCGCACUCCUCUGGGUUGGGGUUUUGUUUCCCUGCAUUUCUUUUCAGAGCCUGUUUUUGCUUUCAAGAGGGGAGUGAAGUGGCAGCCUGUUGUAGCAAAUGAGACAAGUCCCAAACUGGCUUCUUCAGCCCGGAGAAGGAAAGGUUUUGGGGAGACCUCAGAGCCCCCUCCAGUGCCUAAAGGGGCUCCGAGAGAGCUGGAGAGGGACUCUGGACAAGGGGUGGAGUGACAGGAGAAGGAGGAAUGGCUUCCCACUGCCAGAGGGCAGGGUGAGAUGGGAUAUUGGGAAGGAAUUGUUGGCUGGGAGGGUGGGGAGGCCCUGGCACAGGUUGCCCAGAGAAGCUGUGGCUGCCCCAUCCCUGGAAAUGCCCAAGGCCAGGUUGGACGGGGUUUGGAGGAACCUGGGCUAGUGGAAGGUGUCCCUGCCCAUGGCAGGGGGUGGAAUGAGUUGAUCUUUAAGGUCCCUCCCAACUCAGCCAUCCUGUGAUUCCAUGAUCUCAGUGAUGGCUCCACCUCCAUGCAGAGGUGGCUCAGCCCUGGUCACCUGCAGGGACGUGUCCGGGACAUGUCCCAGCACUGCUGUGGCCACGGGAGUGUCCGCCCUGCCUGAAGCAUUCCUGGCUCCAUCACUUUUCCGUAGUGAGUGAUCUCCCUUGCCAAGUGUUGCAGUUAUUGGGAGAUAAAUAUUCCUCGGGGGCUCCGGCGUUGGCCGUGGCCUCGCUAUUCACAGGGGCCCUGCAGUUUGUAAGACAACUGCAUGACAAAUGGGCUGCUCUUGCUUUUUAGUGGGUUGUCCUCCCUUCAGCCUCAACAUGUAGGACUGGCAAGAGCCUUGAGGGCUCUUCUCUGGGCUUUGUGGUUUAUUUCCUUUAAAAUGGAUUAAGAAGGACAUGUUCCCCUGACAAGAAUGAAGGGGGACAACUGUAUGUAGUGAGAACAUUAAGCAAAUCGUUAACAGAAUUGCUUUAGAACAGGCCUGAGCAGCAAGGCUGGGGGCAGGCAUAAAUACCAGGGGCUUUGGGAGAGCUGUGGAUGGAGUUUGCAUUCUUUGUCCCCCACUGGCAGGAUCUCAGAUGUGCUCCAUGGCUGCUGGCAGGGGGAGGCAGAGGGAGAAUCCCUUCUCUCCAUAAAAGCCCCGCGCCACUGUCCCCUCUCUGGUGUGUGCCUGGGAUGCAGGAGGAGAGCAGGAGGGAGUGAUUCCUGCAUGGAAUGUGUUAACAGGCUUUUUCUCAUGCUCACUACAUCGAAGUGUGAGCUCAGUGUAGCCGAGUUGGAGAGCAGAGAACUGCUGACUGCAGGUGGCCUUGGCAAGUAAAGCUCCUUCCUGCUCUUGGUGUUCCCGGAGAGAUGUCCUUCACUGGCCACACCAGGAGUUUCCAUGGAAGGUCUGUACAGCCACAGCAGAGUGUUGGCUGUGCCUGUGUGAUGGGACAGGAAAGGUGAAGCAUCUCCAUCCCUUGGGGGUGUGAGAGGUGCCAUCCCCUCGUUGGGCUCAGAGCUGCUCAGGAUUCACCUUCCUGCUCUCGGCAUCAGGGGAAUGCACGGAAAGAAGCCCGGAUCCGAUGGACUUGGAUAACCAGGUACCUUCCUGCCUCCAAAAUGCCCAGGUUGGGAGCAUCUGUCACCCAUGGCUGUGACGUGGGCCGGGGGAUUUAUCCUCUCUUCCUCCACACCCAUGUCCUGCUGCUCAGUCCUCACAUCCUUUGGAGACCUGUCCUGUGAAAGCCUCAGGGGGUACAGACCCCUCUGGAGCCCUGGGAGCCAGCGUGGAGGGCAGGAAGGACAAGAAGCAUAGGAUACCCUGGGGUUUCAGGAGCAGGUCUCUCCCUGUUUGUUCUGUGAGGUUCACUUUGCCUUUAUCACAAUCCCAGAAAAGCCCCUCAGUGUUUGCCGCUGCCUCAGCCGGCUCUUGUCCACACCCAGUGCUCCUGCAAAGGGAGUUCACAGCCCUGGGAUGCGAGUGCCCAGGGAUUCUCCGCAGAAUCGGGGACUUUUCAGCUGGUGCCAUGGGCCGUGCAGACCCAUGUCCAGCAGCUGGGGGUGCAGGAGGAGCAGCCGGGCUUCCCCAGGCAGUGCCGGGGCCGGGUGCACCAGGGCUGGAGCAGGGGCCAGUUCCUCUUUUGGGGCUCCACAUUCACUGCUGGUGGGAGAGGAGAUGAGGGCCGAGGGUUCAUCCAGAGGUCGGUGUUUCCCUGGCAGGGUCUCACAUCUGCACAGAUGUGCUGUGUGCUCACAGCUGCCUUGGCCCAGGACACCAGCCCUGGCCUUGGGGGGCUGUCACCCCGUCCUGCCUGCUGGGGACCUUAGUCCUGCUCGAGGGUCAGCCACAUCCUAACAUGACAAAGCUCGGAGGGUGAGGGGCAGCCACAGCAGAAGCCAGGAUGCUGCUUCUUCCAGAUAUACACUUCUAGGACUAGAGCACGAGCUCCACAGCUGAAACUCCACAUCCCUGGGUAACCCCUCGACAGCCUGGAGCUGCUCCUUCAGAUGGAAUUGGCCACACUGGGCCAAAAACCCCAAAACUGUGCAUUUUGGAGAACACCCUGUGAAGCACAAGGAGUACAUCCCCGGAGAGUGUAUCAGCACUAGGUGGCACAGGGACACAGACAUGUCACCAUAAAAAAGUCCCUGUGGGUGGGGUGCAGCUCUGGGUGCCCAGAUCCCACCUGGAGCUGCCACAGGGACAGUUCCUAUCUGGUUCCUGCCCUCGGUGAGGAGGGGACCCAGCAGCCGUCCUGGUGGGGACAUGAGGAACACUGGCAGUACAGCAGACUGGGGAGGAAGAGGAGGAUGAGGGGGAUGCCAGUUCUGCACAUCCCGCUGGGAAGCUGAACCCCAGGGAGCCGUUGUCUCCCGAGGAGGGGCAGGUGCUGCAGGAGAGUCCCCCGGGCUGGGCUGUGGCGGCUGGGGAGGGGAAUUUCUCGGUGUGACGGGCUCACCUGCGGCCCGGGGCUGCCGGGAAUCCCACGGUGAUGCCCGAUGGCCACACCCGGAGCUCAGUCCCUGGCUCAGGAUGGCCACGGAGCCCUCGCUGGCUGCUCCCGGUGCCCUCGGCACCAGCUGCCCGACAGGAGCUGGCACAGGGCACAGCCUGUCCCUGCCACAGGGAAGCUGCUCGGGGGAACUCCCCCAAACCCGCUCGGCUCUCCCAAGUGCCACUUCUGCCUCCUGGCGUUUGAUGUCACACUCGGUCUCCCCGAUCACCUGAGCACCCUCCUCCCAUCCCGCCGUUUCUCUUUCCCUUCCCUGCAGUGCUUUCUGCACUGUUUUUCCCCCUCUUCAGGCUUAUGUCUUUCUUUUCCCACUUCCGUAGCUACGAACACCCACAUGCCUUAUCUCCUUCCCCCAUCCCAUCCUGAAGCCUAUUUAUACAGAGCCUGGCUCCUGCCCAGCUUGCCGGAGAGCGCCGGAGGAGCGGGACGGGGCUGGCAGCGCCCGCAGCCCAACAUGCUCUUGGCUGAAAGGGGAUGCUUGCUGCUCUGGCUGCUCCCAUCCAUCCUCAGAGCCUGGUCUAGCACGGAUUCGAGGCCCAGGUCCAUGCCCUGCCAGCAGCCUCUCCUCUUUUCCUAUCUGCGAACCAGUCUCCUGCGAGGUGAUCCCAGCAUCCAGCUGUUACCAUGUCCCUGCCGUGCCCAAGAUGCUCAAAGGCAGGAUGGAGCACAGGGAUUCCAACAGCUGCCAUCGAUGUUAGAAAGGCAUUUGGGAGCCUGGAUGGGGAACAGCUGGUUUCUGUCCCCCCCAGAGAGAAAUCAGCUGCUCCCCAUCCAGGCUUCCAAUUCCAGAGGAAACCAGUUUGGAGCGAGAGGGAAGAGCCCCACAAAGGUGUCCUGCAAAGGAGUUGGCCUGCAGAAGUUUCCCGAGGAGCUUGGCCAAGGAAUUAAGCACCUUGAACUCUCCAACAACUUCAUCCGAAACCUGUCAGACAGCUACAUUCCAGGAUUUGGGCAGCUGGAGUACCUGGAUAUGUGCUGCAACCAGCUGGAAGCCGUGUCAGCCACCACCCUGGCUCAGCUGCCCCAGCUGCGCUCGCUCCUCCUGGGGUCAAACCACCUAGACCGGAAUUUCUUGGCUAAUGGGGAAGCCUUCCAUCUGCUCAGGAAUAUAGAGGUCCUGGACCUGUCAGGGAAUAACCUGGAGAGCCACAUGGCAGGCUGGUACAUCAGCAACCUCACCAGCCUCAGGGUGCUGGAUCUCUCCAGGAACAAGAUGACCAAGCUGCUGGCAGGGACCUUCCGGAGCACUCCAGGGCUGCGAGAGCUCGAUCUCAGCAACAACUACAUCAUGGAAAUCCAGGAGGGAGCUUUUGAGCCUCUGCAAAAGCUGGAGGUGGUAAACUUGGCUUUGAACUCCAUCCAGUGUAUCUCUGGCUUCAGCCUCACACAGCUGCGAGUUUUAAACCUCAGCCACAACGCCCUGGAGCUCUUCACCUCCGAGGAGGGAGUGGAGCCCUACCUGCUCCAAGUGCUCGACUUGAGCCAUAACAGACUCCUCUAUUUCCCAGAGCUCCCCAAAGUCAAUGAUCUCACACACUUAAACCUCUCCAACAACCUUAUUGCUUCCCUGCUCCCAGGCUCACACCGGCUGGAGGACUUUGUCCUGCCCUACAAGGAGAUGGGGCGGUUCAACAGGACCGUGCGUCCCGCGGCCGCUCUGUCACACGUGGCUGACUUGGACCUCAGCAAUAACCGCCUGGAGCUGUUCCCAUUUACCUUCUUCCACAGCCUGGGCUCCCUGCACAGCCUCAGCCUGGCUAUGAACUGUCUCCAGGAGGUGGCCAGGGAGUCUCUCACCAAUGGCACAGAGUCUGCUGACCCCUCUCCUGCUCCAGCAGAGCGCACUGAGCUCUCCGUGUGCUCCCUGGACCUCCACAGCAAUGCCCUCCGAGUGCUGCCACGCUGGUUCUUCGAUUCUCUGCCUCAGCUGGAAACCAUGGACCUGGGCUCUAACCACCUCCAGCCUUGCGAGGGCCAGGGAAGUGACCAGGGAGGGGAUUUGGGAGGGAGGUCUCACGUUCCAGCCCCUGGAGACACCUGCACCCCCUUCUACAAUGUGCCUCGCUUGAAGCACCUCAGCCUUCGCGAGAACAACAUCACCAGGCUGCACCCCCACGCCUUCCACAGGACCCCGCUGCUCUCCCUGGACCUGUCGGGGAACAGGGACUUGUCUGUGCCCACGGGAGCCCUGGGGGGGCUGGAGCUCUCCCUGCAGGAACUCUUUCUGAGGGGCAACCAGAUGGACGAGAGCCGGGCAGCGCUGCCCUGCCUGGGCACACUCCGAGUCCUGGACCUCGCCGGGAACCGUCUGAGCGCUUUGCCUGCAGGUCUGUCCUGCUCCCCACUGGAAAGCCUGGACGUUCGGAAUAACAGCCUGAAGACAUUGGGAAAACUCGUGAGCCGGUCCCACAGGCUGAGGGAGGUGUUCCUGGCCGGGAACCCCUUCAGCUGCUGCUCUCUGGGCUGGCUGGACUCGCUGCGUGCGGCCGGCGUGGCCGUGCGGGACCUGGGCGAUGCCCGGUGCUCCUUCCAGGACCGUAGCUGGAACAUCUCAGCUGGGAUCACCAGCUCUCCCCGGUGGCUCUGUCCCCAGCCCAAGGGCACUGGCUCGCUGGCUCUGCUCGUGGUCCUGGUGGGCCUCUCCCUCCUCAGUGCUGGGGCUUUCUGCCUCCUGAGGAGAGGCCAGAAGGCUCCGGGCUGUGCGGGACUCCGGAGCAACAGGGUGGGGGUCUCCCUGCCCCACCCCAAAGGAGAGGGGCCAGCCCAGGAGAGGCCACCAGACAUGGUCACCAAAGUGUAGCCUAGAACUGUAGCAAUCAGUCAGAACUCUAAUUAUUAUUAAUAAUAUUAAUAUUAAUCAUA
Messenger RNA from Pseudopipra pipra, 6123 nucleotides. RefSeq names its product transforming growth factor beta activator LRRC32-like. Gene Ontology annotation, molecular function: protein binding. The record is from RefSeq and is a predicted model, not a curated record. Gene Ontology annotation, cellular component: extracellular matrix. Bases 3248 to 6061 code for a protein of 937 amino acids. The transcript has 4 exons. NCBI's taxonomy places the organism in Eukaryota, Metazoa, Chordata, Aves, Passeriformes, Pipridae.